Messenger RNA from Aspergillus wentii DTO 134E9, 903 nucleotides. Its product is annotated as SDR family oxidoreductase. Gene Ontology annotation, molecular function: oxidoreductase activity, acting on the CH-OH group of donors, NAD or NADP as acceptor. NCBI's taxonomy places the organism in Eukaryota, Fungi, Ascomycota, Eurotiomycetes, Eurotiales, Aspergillaceae. The transcript is spliced from 2 exons. The coding region runs from base 1 to 903 and encodes 300 amino acids. The record is from RefSeq and is a predicted model, not a curated record.
AUGGCUUCGAUCAACAUCCCUUCCAAUGUCCUCGCUGCGGUCAAGAUAUUUGCUGCUGCUGGCAUCCUGUACAAGCUGAACCAGACCCUCUCCCGGCUGGCCCUGAACAACUGGGUCUCGGAUCCAUGGGACUGGGCUCGCGAGAUUGUGUUGAUUACGGGUGGAUCCAGUGGCAUUGGAGAGCAGAUGGUGCACAGGCUGGCAGAGCACGGCAUCACCGUGGUCAUACUGGAUCUCGUGGCGCCGCAGACUGCGACGCCAGAUAAAGUGCACUUCUACCAGUGCGACAUCACAUCACCAGAGGCAGUUCACGCAGCAGCACAGCAGAUCCGCAAAGACGUCGGCCAUCCAACUGUCUUGGUCAACAAUGCCGGAAUUGCAAAUGGGAAGUCUAUCCUCGACGAAGCAGACGAGGGGACCAAACGCAUCUUUGAUGUCAACAGCAUUGCGCAUUUCCGACUCGUGCGCGAGUUUCUCCCCCACAUGAUUGAGCGGAACCAUGGCCAUGUCAUCACGAUUGCCAGCAUGGCAUCCUUUAUGACGGUCAGCCCCGGUGUCGCCUAUUCCUGCACCAAAGCAGCCGCCUUGAGCUUCAGCGAAGGGUUGGCGCUCGAGCUCCACUACCAGCACAAAGCAAACAAAGUCAGGACGUCCGUGGUUCAUCCGACAUGGGUGCGCACACCCCUCAUCAAGCAAGCGCUCGACAGCGGCAAGUGGAAGCAAUACACACUGGACGCCGGCACGGUUGCCGAUGCCGUUGUUGCGCAGAUUCUGGCAGGAGAAAGUGGGCAGAUCUGCGUGCCAGGGACAUACACCUGGCUGUCGUGCAUCAGGGCCUUUCCCAACUGGCUGCAGCAGUGGGUGCGGAAUUACCAGACAGAGCUGCUGGAAGCCUCUGUAUAA